AUGGCUCAACUUGUAAGUACUUACCAAAAAAAGGGACUCGGACAAAGGUGCCAGAUCCACACUCUUACACUUUGCGGGUUGCCGCGUGUCUCUCGAUUUUUAUUUUAUCAAAAACCCCGAGACCUCGUGUCCGAUCACGAGGGCCUCUCAAGUCGUUUACCAAAAUUAGCAAUCCCUAUGCUCGCAAUCGAUACUUUAGGGAAUUACCCAUGCGAGCAAGGGCUACGACCAUUUACCGAUAAUCAAUACGCAAUAAGGGACACCGAGUGUGGAUCUGUUGCCAACACUAGGCGCAGGGAGGGACGCACACAGGAAUAA
Messenger RNA from Cotesia congregata, 318 nucleotides. The record is from the annotation of a GenBank genome assembly. Lineage: Eukaryota; Metazoa; Arthropoda; Insecta; Hymenoptera; Braconidae.